AUGGAAAAAAUACGUUUGACAAAGGACGUUUUCAUGAAAGAUUUGAAGAUGACCUACAAGAAGCACAUGAAACGAAGACCCGAAGAUGGUGGACACGAGCUGGCUGACGAGGAGGACGCUGACAGUGCAGACACCAUUGACAGCACCUUUCCCGAUUUCAGCAAGGAGUGGCGGGAAUUUAGCGUGAAGCUUGCAAAAGGAGACGUGCAAACUGAGAGCGACGGCCAGAUUGUGUAUGAGGUUGGUGGGCCGACACCAGCCCCAACUUUUUGGGAUAGGUGGAAGAUGCACUUGCUGAUGGGCAUGAACAUCAGCAUGCUGAUGUGCACCCAGUAUCUCAAAAGGCCUGGCUGGCUUUGUGCCAGUUUUCUUCCUCUAGUCCAUGUGACUUUGCGGUGA
This is a messenger RNA of Durusdinium trenchii, 399 nucleotides long. NCBI's taxonomy places the organism in Eukaryota, Dinophyceae, Suessiales, Symbiodiniaceae. The record is from the annotation of a GenBank genome assembly.